AUGAAAAAAUUUGAAUAGUAUAUUCAGAUUUAUGGAUUAAUGAUAAUUGCUUUUUCCUACGUUUCUGUCCUCAAUACAAAUAAAUAUGACAGCAAUCUAGUUAGCUUAAAAGAAACUGGAGCUAGCGUAGUACACAUCUUACCUAAGUAUUACGCUACUGCAAAUCAAGGAAAAUCUGAAAAAGAUCUUGAUUAUAAAUAAUUGAGAAUCAAUUUUGGGAAUUAUAGCGAUUACGAAUUCUAGACUUAUAUAGGCAAAGGAGCUUCAGGACAUGCUUAUUUAGGAUUAUAAAAAUCAACAAAGAAUAAGGUUGUGAUCAAGACUUUCAAGAGUCUGAAAUGGAACAGCAUUAAAAGAGAAAUUGUGUUUAUGCAAACAGUAUAAGGUCAUGACUUAAUUUCUCCAUUAGUAGAUGUUAUAAGAAACAAUAAUUCUGUAUCAUUAGUAUAUAAUAGAUAUAUAGUCUUUCCAACAUCUUAAUUGAUAAAGACAAUGACUGAUAAUGGUAACAAGUUGUUUCUUUAUCAAACCCUAAAAGCAUUAGAUUACGUUCAUUCCAAAGGUGUAAUUCAUGGAGAUAUUAAGCCAGCCAACAUUAUCGCAAAUCCAAAGACUAAACUAUAUAAAUUAAUAGAUUGGGGAUUGAGUAUGUAUUAUGUACCAGGUAGACCAAAAAACCCUUCAGUUGGAACUAAAUCUUAUCAAUCUCCAGAAAUAUUGUUGAGAUACCAGUAUUAUGAUUAUUAAAUAGAUGUCUAUGCAGUGGGAUUCAUGUUUGCUUAGAUGAUCUUUAAAGAGAGCAACCCAUUUAAAGGGACCAAAAAAUUGGGGAAGGAGAAAGUCUAAUAUAUGCAUCGUAUAGCGAGAGUGUUUGGCACGGAAGGAUUGAAAGAGGUUGCUUAGAAGAUCAAUGUAAAUUUUGAUUUUAGUGAUUUUCCAAACUAUGAACCUGUCAAUUUGAAUAAAUUCGUUAAUGCUAACAAUUCAUAGUAUUGUUAAUCUGAUGCAUUGGAUCUAUUGUAGAAAUUGAUGUAGUAUGAUGCUAAAAAAAGGAUCACUCCAAAGGAUGCUUUAAAGCACCAAUAUUUUGAUUCCAUUAGACAUUAAUUUGAAUGAAGUGUUACAAAGUAUACAUUAAUAUUUAUAACUGUUU
Messenger RNA from Paramecium tetraurelia, 1153 nucleotides. RefSeq lists its product as uncharacterized. The record is from RefSeq and is a predicted model, not a curated record. The transcript is spliced from 5 exons. NCBI's taxonomy places the organism in Eukaryota, Ciliophora, Oligohymenophorea, Peniculida, Parameciidae. Gene Ontology annotation, cellular component: cytosol; nucleus; protein kinase CK2 complex. Gene Ontology annotation, biological process: protein phosphorylation. Gene Ontology annotation, molecular function: ATP binding; protein serine/threonine kinase activity.